Molecule: messenger RNA, 672 nt
Organism: Eublepharis macularius
Lineage: Eukaryota; Metazoa; Chordata; Lepidosauria; Squamata; Eublepharidae
Gene: GJB4
Product: gap junction protein beta 4
Exons: 1
Coding region: 1-672 (223 amino acids)
Biological process (GO): cell communication
Cellular component (GO): connexin complex
Source: RefSeq, a predicted model, not a curated record
AUGAACUGGGCCUCACUCCAAGAACUUGUCAGCGAGGUGAACCAGUACUCCACAGUUUGGGGGCGUAUCUGGUUCAAUGUGGUCUUCAUCUUCCGGCUCCUUGUAUACACAGUGGCAGCUGAGGCCAUCUGGUCUGAUGACCAGCACGACUUUGAGUGCAACACACAGCAGCCAGGCUGUACCAAUGUCUGCUAUAACCAGUUCUUCCCCAUAUCCCAUAUCCGUCUCUGGGCCCUCCAACUCAUCCUAGUGACCUGCCCUUCUUUAUUGGUUCUCCUGCAUGUGGCCUACCGGAAAGUCAAAGAGCAAAAACACAUGGAGGAAGCUGGCAGACACUGUGACCUGCUUUACCCCAACCCCGGUAAGAAGCACGGAGGGCUGUGGUGGACCUACCUCUUCAGCCUCCUCUUGAAGGUAGCUGUAGAUCUGGCCUUCCUCUAUAUUUUCCAUUCAAUCUACCACAAUUUUGAUCUUCCACGGCUGGUGAAGUGUGUUGUGGCUCCUUGCCCCAACAUGGUCGACUGCUUCCUCGGCAGGCCUACAGAAAAGAAAGUUUUCACCUACUUCAUGGUGGCUGCCACUUUGGUCUGCAUCAUCCUUAAUCUCUGUGAGGUAGCCUAUCUCGUGGGUAAGAGGUGCAAAGUGUUUGUAUCUCUGCAGAGACUGGCAUAG